CUCAGUUUAUUUAUCAUGGCACGACUUGUGAAGACUGCGUUUGAGAUCUUGCCGAAAUCUCAACGGAUUCCCCGGCAUUUCUCCACUUCAGUGCAUCCAGUGAAUCUCUCGUAUGAUGAGUAUCUGCCCAAGGAUCCCAAAACCGCCACCGGAGCUCCGCUCCUGAUCAUGCACGGCCUCUUUGGCUCGCGACAGAAUUGGCGAGGAAUCAGCAAACGACUCACGCAAGUGCUGAAUCCCAGUCGCCAGAUCUUCUCAGUGGACGCCCGGAACCACGGUCAGAGUCCUCACUCCCCUGACCACUCGUACAGCCACUUGGCGGAGGAUGUCAGGGCGCUGAUCAGGAGCAUUCCGGGGGCGCAGAGAGUGGCGCUGAUGGGCCACAGCAUGGGAGGACGCUGCAUGAUGUGCUUCGCCCUGAGAUACCCAGAACUGGUGGAGUCGGCGGUGAUUGUGGACAUUUCUCCGUUCUCCAGCGUCCACUUUGCCGGCAGUUUGGACGCCAUGAAGGACUUGCUGAAGACGCUGCAGCGCAUCUCCCUGGACGCCAGUCUCGCUCCGUCCGUGGCCAGGAAGCAGGUGGACGAGCAGAUCAGUGACAUCAUGCCGGACAAGGCGACGAGGGAUUUUAUCCUGCUCAACUUGUACAAAGACGAAUCUGGAUUUCAGUGGCGGUUCAACAUUCAGGGACUGCUGGAUAACGUGGAAACGUCCAUAGCUCAGUUUCCCGCUGAAAUGCUCGAGGGAAAAUUCGCGGGACCGACGCUUUUCAUCGGCGGCGCCGAUUCUCAGUACAUCAAUCCCAAAGAUCUGCCCAGGAUUCAACAGAGCUUUCCGCAAGCCCGACUGGAGUUUGUUGCGAAUGCCGGACAUUUGGUGCACGUGCAGAAGCCCAAUGAGUUUCUGGACUUGGUGACAAACUUCCUCAACACCUGAAUCCAGAGGCCGUUUCGAAAAAAACACUGUUUAGUAUAAAUUGUAAAGAGAGACAGAGAGAUUUGUGGAAAAAUGUAGUGCGAGAAGAGGGAAUUGAGUUGGCUUUUAUUGUGUGGCAUGCCAAUGUGAUUGGGUUUUGUGUGGAUGAAUUUAAUUUAUUGGGAUUCUUCAAAUUGAAUAAAGAUAUCGGAGCGCAGAGGGGAAAUGGAA
Messenger RNA from Phlebotomus argentipes, 1146 nucleotides. Its product is annotated as protein ABHD11. The record is from RefSeq and is a predicted model, not a curated record. NCBI's taxonomy places the organism in Eukaryota, Metazoa, Arthropoda, Insecta, Diptera, Psychodidae. The transcript is spliced from 3 exons. Gene Ontology annotation, cellular component: mitochondrion. Bases 16 to 936 code for a protein of 306 amino acids.